CCUUAACAGGAAGGUAGAGCGGCUCAUCGGCAGGCAGACAGGACAGAACCGGGCGCUGUUACCGCUGCUGGAGCGAAACCACCGACGUCUCUCCUGAGAAUCUGUUUUCGGUUUCACCCAGAGGCUCCACCAUGGCCAGCAAAACGACUCCACUCCUCUUCAAGGCGCUGCUGGAGAUGUCUGAAGCCCACUCCUCAAAAGUGGUGCGAGGAAACGCGAAAAGAGCAAAUCUCAGAAACUUGGGCUCCUGUGGGGCUCUGCUUGCAAGAAGGGCCAGCCUGCCUCUCUGCCCCGCCGCCGCCGUCAACAUACCCAGCCGCAGCUUCAUCAACCUGGUUGUUCCCAUUAGCACCCGCAGGAUGGAGUACACCGAGUGCCGGACAUUAGAGUAUACUCCAGAGCAGAUGUACAAUGUGGUGGCCAGGGUCGACCAGUACCAGCACUUUGUUCCCUGGUGUAAGAAGUCUCGGGUCGUAAAGGGUCGAAACGGUGACAUCCGGGCCGAGCUCGAAAUAGGUUUCCCCCCCAUCUCGGAGCGCUACACCUCUGAAGUCACUGUCGUACCAAACCACAAAGUCAGGGCCGUGUGCACUGACGGAUCCCUCUUCAGCCAUCUUGAAACGAUUUGGAGGUUUGCCCCUGGAGCCAAAGACCUACCCAACUCCUGCAAAGUAGAGUUCUAUGUGUCAUUUGAGUUCAGGUCCCUCCUGCACUCUCAGCUGGCCAGUGUCUUCUUCGACGAAGUGGUUAAGCAGAUGGUCAGUGCCUUCGAGUCACGGGCGGCGAUGCUUUACAUGAACCAGCAGGAGGCGCCAUUGAGGAGGCGGUCGGCAUGAGGCGACCCCUUUGACCUCCACUCGGACUUUUUAACCAAACCCUGAUGUCACCUACCAUCAACACUUGUCUCACACAGGAGACUGGAUCUUCUUUUUGCACUCACUCAUAUCGUCUACUUGAGUUGACAUGCACAUGGAAUAUACCUAAAACAAGCUAACUUAUUUACUUUCUUGUACAUAUAUUUAUUUAAAGGAGAAGAAUUAAUUGAUGUUUUUUAAAUAAUGUUGAACACAAAUGUUUAUGUGUGGAUAAUGUACAGACAGGUGACUCCUCAGGGAUAAAAGGGUUAAAAGUGGAAUUAAAAAGUUCUUCUUUUGAUAAACUGA
This is a messenger RNA of Acanthopagrus latus (yellowfin seabream), 1163 nucleotides long. Its product is annotated as coenzyme Q-binding protein COQ10 homolog, mitochondrial. Bases 132 to 836 code for a protein of 234 amino acids. Gene Ontology annotation, biological process: ubiquinone biosynthetic process; cellular respiration. NCBI's taxonomy places the organism in Eukaryota, Metazoa, Chordata, Actinopteri, Spariformes, Sparidae. Gene Ontology annotation, molecular function: ubiquinone binding. The transcript has 5 exons. Gene Ontology annotation, cellular component: mitochondrion. The record is from RefSeq and is a predicted model, not a curated record.